Messenger RNA from Musa acuminata AAA Group (dessert banana), 1552 nucleotides. RefSeq names its product transcription factor MYB106-like. The record is from RefSeq and is a predicted model, not a curated record. Bases 191 to 1447 code for a protein of 418 amino acids. NCBI's taxonomy places the organism in Eukaryota, Viridiplantae, Streptophyta, Magnoliopsida, Zingiberales, Musaceae. The transcript has 3 exons.
UGUGCUGACCCUCCUUUGAUGCCCAUCUCUCUCUCUCUCUCUCUCAUUCCAGUGCAACCAUAAAGGCUCCACAUCUUGGCUUUGCUGUGACAUCCAGCACCUUCUGCAUGUCAAUUACUAUGGGGAUGGAGACUUUGAAGGCCCUGAGAGCUUAAGCAUCUUGUCUUCUGCAGGUCGAGAUCCCACCGAGAUGGGUCGAUCACCUUGCUGCGAGAAGGUGGGCUUGAAGAAGGGGCCCUGGACGCCGGAGGAAGACCAAAAGCUGCUCGCCUACAUCGAGAAGCACGGCCACGGGAGCUGGAGAGCGUUGCCUGCCAAAGCCGGGCUGCAGAGGUGCGGGAAGAGUUGCAGGUUGAGGUGGACCAACUACCUGAGACCAGACAUCAAGAGGGGCGAGUUCAGCUUGCAGGAGGAACAGACCAUCAUCCAACUCCAUGCUCUCCUUGGGAACAGAUGGUCUGCAAUUGCCACCCAUCUGCCCAAGAGAACGGACAACGAGAUCAAGAACUACUGGAACACCCACCUGAAGAAGCGGUUGGCCAAGAUGGGCAUCGAUCCCUGCACCCACAAGGCCAAGAGCGACGCCCUCGUCUCCGCCGACGGCCACUCCAAGAGCGCCGCCAACCUCAGCCACAUGGCGCAAUGGGAGAGCGCACGCCUCGAAGCCGAGGCGCGCCUCGUGAGGGAGUCGAAGCUUCGUACAGCAUCCAACUCCACGAUCCUGCAGCAGCAGCAGGAGCAGCCGCAGCAUCAGUUGGGGUCGUCCUCGUCGUCGUCCUCCACCACCGCACUGCCUCCUGCUCUGCUGGCCAGCAAGCCGGGCGCGCCCCCCGGACCGCCUCCCUGCCUCGACGUGCUCAGGGCGUGGCACGGAGUCUGGCCGGCGAAGCCGGCCAUCGAACGGGUCGACCUGGAGUCGCCCACUUCCACCUUGAGCUUCGCGGCCGCCGGCGUGGGGCUCGUGGACGGCAAUGCGGCGGCGGUCAGGCAUCAAGGAGGCGAGAAUUUGGAGCCGGAGAGCGCGGACUGGAAGUGCUUGGCGAAGGACCGAAUGGACAGCUUCGCAGGGUUCUCGGUAGAUGCCUUCGGCGGGGAGGCGCCAUGGCUGCCGGAGCCAUACACCUCCCAAGAAGGGUGCGCAUGGGGACAGUUCGGAGCAGGACUCACCGGACUGCUGCUGGGUGACUCCGGCGCCCAGAAGCCUCUUGGCUACUGCGGCGAUUCCUACGCAACCCGACGUGAGACCUGCGAGGAAGAGGACGAGGAGGAGGAGGAGGAGGAGGAGGAGGAAGACGAGGAGGAGAAGGAAGGAGAGGCGAAGAAAAGCUACUGGAACAGCAUUCUCAACUCGGUCAACUCCUCGUCCUCUUCCAACUCUGCGCCGGCGCCGGCGUUCUACAACAACUCAGCUCGCGUAGAUUUCCUGCGUAGAUCUCCUGUGCCAUGAAGUAGCCGUUGGAUUCAAAUCCACUAAGUAUAGUCUAAGAUUGUGAUGGGAACCAAAAAAAUAAGAGGAAUAAAAAGGGGAUGAUGUGCUCGUAUUGUCCUUUUC